This is a messenger RNA of Solenopsis invicta (red fire ant), 1631 nucleotides long. RefSeq lists its product as uncharacterized. The record is from RefSeq and is a predicted model, not a curated record. Gene Ontology annotation, biological process: sensory perception of taste. Lineage: Eukaryota; Metazoa; Arthropoda; Insecta; Hymenoptera; Formicidae. Bases 165 to 1301 code for a protein of 378 amino acids. The transcript is spliced from 3 exons. Gene Ontology annotation, cellular component: axon; dendrite; membrane.
AUCAGGAAGAAUUUACAACGUGCCUGUUUGACAGAGUGUUUUGCUUCGAGAAAAAUUUUACUGUCACUUUUCCCAAAUAUCGUGUGUCGCGAAGAGCUUCAAUACAAUCAACAAUUGUACUCGCUUGCAAAACGCAUCGAUUAGCAAGAAAAUUAAACGCGAAAAUGCAGGAGGAGAUAGCUGAAGUGAAAGCUGAAGAUAAUUUGCUCUUGAUAGAGCACACUUUACGCCCAAUAACGUACACUUCUUGGCUCCUGGGCGUCGGCAUUGCACGUCCGCAGAAGUAUCCUAAGGCAGUAACGGUCAUCAUACGUAUCAUUCAUUCCGUCCUGUGUUCCAUUGAGAUGAUAAAAGAAUAUAAGUUAGAAAAUAACUCCAAAUGCGCUACUGCUAAUGAUGUCGAAUAUGCAUUUAAGUCCGUUCAGUUCGUGAAAUGGCUGAUUUGUCACGUGUCAACGUAUUACUACGUUUAUAAUGGGAUCAGUCAGUUCGACAAGUGGCCGGAGCUGAUGCACAGAUUGGAAGAGAUCGAUCAGAAGAUCAGGAAGGAAAUAUCCAUGAGUGACUGGCGUGUAAUAAAAGUCGAAGCGUUAGCGAUUUUCGCAACGUUCGCUUGCUGUCCUUUGUUCCUGAUCGUGCACGUUCUGUAUUAUUACUUUGCACAUCCAGAGUGCAAUUACGUGUCCGACUUGUUGUUUUACUACAUAUCAGCUCAGACGUUAAUCAACAGUUUCGUCUUCAACGUUAUCGUAUAUGUGCUAUAUUAUAGAUUCCAAACGAUAAAUAAAUUGAUCGGCCAAUGGGAUGAGAUAUCUGAUGCGUCAUGGGUCGCGCUUAAGAUUAGACGCAUCAGAGAACUGCAUAGUGGUAUUCGUGUUCUCAUCAUCACGGUAAACGAUACUUACGGCCCUCAUUUCCUCAUCUGCUCGGUGAACUGCUUUAUCAUGAUUGUGGCUUCACUAUUCAAAAUGAGUAUGGAUGAAACGUGCAUGGAUGAAAAAGCAUUCGUAAUCAAAGAUAAAAUGUUUUGGCUACUGCAUGUCAUGCAAUUCGGUCUGACAUGCUGGAUUUGCACACUUGCGCAGGAAGAAUCCCAGAGGACCGGAACAUUUGUAUACGCAUUUGUACUGAAUUGCAAAAAUCUGGACGUAGAAUGCAUCAGAAACGAAGUCAACGAUUUUUCAGUUCAGCUACAACAGUAUCGAGUAGCAUUUACGGCCUGCAACUCCUUCGAAGUAAAUAAUGCUCUUUUCAUCGUUUUCGUCGCAAUUACCGCCGUUUAUUUGAUAAUUCUUGUUUAAUUUAAUGAAUGAAGAUUUGCUUAAAUUCUACAAAAUUUUGUCGAAAAUAUAUACCUAAAUAAUUGGAUGUCUAGCAACACUAUGUCUUUCAGCAUUAAUUUUGCAUUGUGUUUUGACGAUAAUAGUUUUUUUAGAUAUUCAAAGUUGGUACUUAAUUAAAAGAAAUAAGCUUUAUACAAUCUAUAAUGGUUUAUUAUAUAAUCUAUAGUGGUUUGAUAUUAAAAUUUUUGUAAGUAUUUUAAUGCUUGGAUGGAAAAGAAUAGCGUACAAAAGGCGACAAAUGCAAGUUGAGCGCUGUAAUUAGAGAUCAAUUACAUUUUAAUAACAAAA